Podarcis raffonei (Aeolian wall lizard) is the source of this 4728-nucleotide messenger RNA. It is a transcript of the gene IQSEC2, whose product is annotated as IQ motif and Sec7 domain ArfGEF 2. Gene Ontology annotation, molecular function: protein binding; guanyl-nucleotide exchange factor activity. Gene Ontology annotation, biological process: actin cytoskeleton organization; regulation of ARF protein signal transduction. NCBI's taxonomy places the organism in Eukaryota, Metazoa, Chordata, Lepidosauria, Squamata, Lacertidae. The coding region runs from base 190 to 4728 and encodes 1512 amino acids. The record is from RefSeq and is a predicted model, not a curated record. The transcript has 15 exons.
UCGUGGUCGCGCUCUUUCGGCGGGGCUCCCGCAGGAGGAUGGUGUCCGUAGCCCGGCAGCCCUCGGCGGGCCGCGGGGCGGGUCCGUAGCUGGUGCGGGGUGGUGCCCUCUGCCGCGAUCGGGAGCCGGAGGCGGCGGGCGCCGGGCGCCGCGCCAAGCGCCCGCGCGCCCCUCUUCCUCUCGCUCUCCAUGGACGGGGGAGCGGGGGGCGGCCCGGGGGCGCCCGGCGCCGAGAGCCCCAACCGGGCCGUGGAGUACCUGCUGGAGCUCAACAACAUCAUCGAGAACCAGCAGAAGCUGCUGGAGACGCAGCGGCGCCGGAUCGAGGAGCUGGAGGGGCAGCUGGAGCAGCUGAGCCAGGAGAACCGGGACCUGCGCGACGGCGAGAGGGACCGAGAGCGGCACCGCGACGGGCAGUACCACCACAAGGAGAGAGAGAGCCACUACCAGAACCGCGCCGAGCGGGACGGGCAGUAUCCCAACCGGGAGACCCGCCCGGAGCGGGAGGUGCAGUACCCCAACCGCGCCGACCGCGAGAGCCAGUACCAAAGCCGAGCGGAGCGGGAAGGGCAGAACCCCUAUCCGAACCGGGACAAGGAGCGCGAGCUACAGCACUAUGGAAACCGGGACGGCGGGCAGUACCCGAACCGGGAGAGCCACUACCGGGAAGCCUGCCAGCUGCAUCGAGAGCGGCCCCCGCAGUGCCACCCGGCGCGCGAGAAGGAGCACGAGUACCCCCGGCCCCCCCGGGAGCGGGAGCGGGGGCAGCUGAGCCGGGGGGCGUCGCGGAGCUCCAGCCCGGGAGCCGGAGGGGGCCACAGCACCAGCGCCAGCACCAGCCCGGCCACCACGCUGCAGAGAAAGUCGGAUGGGGAAAAUUCAAGAACUGUCAGCGUGGAAGGAGACCCGCCUGGAAGUGAGGCAGGCACUAUUAUAGUGGACAGCCUGGGCAGUCAGCCUACAUAUCGUUGUACCCCUGAGGUGACCAAGAUUGAGCACUACGAUUUGGCACCCUCUUCAUCGUCCUCCUCUGUCUGUCACACUCCAUCACCAGGCAUUCCGUGGGCUCAGCGUGCUCGGCUGCAGCCAGCCAGUGUGGCGCUGAGAAAGCAGGAAGAGGAAGAGAGCAAGCGUUCCAAGGCACUGUCAGACAGCUAUGAGCUCUCGACAGACCUCCAGGACAAAAAGGUGGAGAUGCUGGAGCGGAAGUAUGGGGGCUAUUUCCUGAGCCGACGAGCAGCUCGCACCAUCCAAACAGCCUUUCGCCAGUAUCGCAUGAACAAGAAGUUUGAGCGUCUGCGAAGCUCAGCCUCUGAGAGCCGCAUGUCCCGGCGCAUUAUCCUCUCCAACAUGCGGAUGCAGUACUCCUUUGAGGAGUUCGACAAGGCCCAGAAUGCCCCUUACUUUGAAGGCAAGCCAGCCUCACUGGAUGAGGGGACCAUGGCCGGUGUUCGACCUCAUCUGCUGGACCGUGGCCUACCCUACGGUGGCUCCUGUCGGGCUGGCUUGGAUGGCAGCUCCCUGCAUUCCUCUUCUGGAGGCUUUUGCAAUGACAUCACUGAGCUAGAGGACUCCUUCUCCAAGCAGGUGAAGUGUUUGGCAGAGUCGAUUGACGAAGCGUUGAACUGCCACCCACUGGGACAGGAGGGAGGGGCUGGCGGACCUUCCUUGGAAAAGAGUGAGUCCAAGGAGCAGCAGGGGGACAGUGCUGCCACCUCAUUCAGUGAUGUAACGCUGUACCUGGAUGAAGGAGCUCCCACGUCACCCAUCUCUCUGGAGCGCCCACCCAGCACUGACCCACCUGAGCCCACCACCGUGCCAAUCCCACCACCACCACGGCCAGAGUACUGGGGUGGGCCACAGCGAGAGGACAGCCGCGAGAACGGUGGCAGCCGACGCAGCACACCUUGUAUGGAAUGCAGGGACUAUCGAUUACGCGGGGCCCAUCUCCCGUUGCUCACCAUCGAGCCUCCCAGCGACAGCUCAGUGGAUCUAAGCGACCGCUCCGAUCGAGGUUCUCUCAAUAGGGGUCUCAUAUUUGAGCAAGAUGGUUGCAGUCCCCAUGGCACCCUCAAGCACGCUGGCGGACCCACCCGUUCCCCACACCCACACCGGCAUUAUCACCCUGAACAAAACCAGCCACCCCCACCUCUGCCAAUACCUCCCCCUCAAGUCCCUGGGCGCCUGCCCCCACCUCCGCCGCCGGACAACUCUGAUGGGGACAACGACAGCCUCAACAGCACCACCAACUCCAACGAGACCAUCAACUGCAGCUCGGGCUCCUCCUCCCGCGACAGCCUGCGCGACCCUCCCCCGCCUGCCCCAGCUGCCUCCUCGGCUCCCGGGGGGCCCUGCAAACAGACCUACCAGCGGGAGACGCGGCACAGCUGGGACUCUCCUGCCUUCAACAACGAUGUUGUGCAGCGUCGCCAAUACCGCAUCGGCCUCAAUCUCUUCAACAAGAAACCAGAGAAGGGAAUCCAGUAUUUGAUUGAGAGAGGCUUCCUGUCAGACACACCGGUUGGCGUGGCACGCUUUAUCCUGGAGCGGAAAGGGCUGAGCCGGCAGAUGAUUGGUGAAUUUCUUGGCAACCGGCAGAAGCAGUUCAACCGGGACGUACUGGAUUGUGUGGUAGACGAGAUGGACUUCUCCAACAUGGACUUGGAUGAUGCAUUGCGAAAGUUCCAGUCUCACAUUCGGGUGCAAGGCGAGGCACAGAAAGUGGAGCGCCUCGUUGAGGCCUUUAGCCAGCGCUACUGUGUGUGCAAUGCCCCCUUGGUGCGCCAGUUCCGGAAUCCAGACACUAUCUUCAUCUUGGCUUUUGCCAUCAUCCUCCUUAAUACCGACAUGUACAGCCCCAGUGUCAAGGCGGAGAGGAAGAUGAAGCUGGAUGACUUCAUCAAAAAUUUGCGAGGGGUAGAUAACGGCGAGGACAUUCCCCGUGACCUGCUGGUAGGGAUUUACCAGAGAAUUCAGAGUCGGGAGCUGCGCACCAAUGAUGACCACGUCUCUCAGGUCCAAGCGGUGGAGCGAAUGAUUGUGGGCAAAAAGCCGGUUCUCUCUUUGCCCCACAGGCGCCUGGUUUGCUGCUGCCAGCUGUAUGAGGUCCCUGACCCCAACCGGCCACAGAGGCUUGGGCUGCACCAGAGGGAGGUCUUCCUGUUCAACGAUUUGUUAGUGGUGACAAAGAUAUUCCAGAAGAAGAAGAUCCUUGUGACCUACAGUUUCCGCCAGAGCUUCCCUCUUGUUGAGAUGCAGUUGCAGCUCUUCCAGAAUUCAUAUUACCAGUUCGGGAUUAAACUGCUCUCGGCUGUUCCUGGUGGGGAGAGGAAAGUCCUGAUCAUCUUCAAUGCCCCCAGCCUGCAGGAUCGGUUGCGCUUCACCAGUGACCUGCGGGAAUCCAUUGCUGAAGUGCAAGAGAUGGAGAAGUACCGUGUGGAAUCGGAGCUAGAGAAGCAAAAAGGAGUGAUGCGCCCCAAUGCCUCCCCCUCAUCUGGGCCCAAGGAUGCCGUGAAUGGGACCCUGACUCGCAGUAGCCUGGAGGAUGCCUACACUGUGGGAGAAGGGCUGAAGCGGAGUGCCCUCAGCAGCUCCCUUCGGGACCUCUCUGACGCUGGCAAGCGGGGCCGCCGUAACAGCGUGGGAUCCUUGGACAGCACAAUUGAAGGGUCUAUUAUUAGCAGCCCACGCCCCCACCAGAGAGGGCCACCGCCUCCCCCUCCCGAGGAGUACAAGCCCCAGCCUCGGCCCCCCUCAAACUCCUCGUCUUUCCUGGGCUCCCUUUUCGGCAGCAAGCGUGGGAAGGGCCCCUUCCAGACGCCCCCCGGCCAGGCCUCCGCCUCCUCCUCCUCGGCCUCCUCCUCGCACCACCACCACCCUCAUCACAGCCACCCCUCCCUCCCAGACGGCAGCCAGUCCAAGCUGCAGGCCCUCCACGCCCAGUACUGCCACGGCCCCUCGGCCCAGCCCCCGCCUCCCUACCCCCAGCAGCCCCCUCCGCCCCAGCAGCCGGCCCCGCCCCCGCCCCCGCUCGCCCUGCCCGCCAACCCCCUGCCGCCCCAGCUCCAGCGCUACCACCACUCCCAGCAGCCCCCGCUCUCCGCCCCGCCGCAGAAGCAGGCCGUCCCCGCUUUCCCCACCCCGCAGCCCCACCACCACUACACCCUCGGCCGGCCCGUCCAGCAGAAGCGCGCCCACCAGAUGGCUGCUGCUGCUGCCGCCGCCGCCGCCUCCCAGCACCCCCCUUUCCUCCAUGGGCGCCAGCCCACCUCGCCGCUGCCCCUGUACAGCCCUGCCCCCCAGCAUGCCCUGGCCCACACUUACCCCCAGCAGCUGCAUCAGUCGGGGGUCAGCGGGCAGCACACGCUGCAUAGGCCCCAGGCCCCAAAGCACUUUAUCUUCAGCCACCACCCUGCCCAGCUCAUGCAGCGGCCGCCUCCGCCCGCCGGUAUGGGGCCCUACCCGGGACACCACGGCCACCCUGCGCAGCAGCACCAUGGCCCGCCUCCCAUGCCCGCUCCCCAUUCCCCCAUCCCCCCGCACCCUUCCUACCCGCCCCUCCCGCCUCCGUCCCCUCACACGCCCCUCAGUCCCCACUCUCCAGCUGCCCCCACCUCCCCCCUGCCCCAGCACAUCGCCAUGCACCAGGGGGGCCCUCAAGCCAUGCCCUCCCAAGGGCCCCCCAACCCGAAACAGAAGCCGGUGAACAGAAUCAGCACCGUUGUGUGA